AUGCUCAAAUACAACAUAACCUACCAAAAUGCUGAGGAACAAAAACACCGAUUAGAGGUGUUUGAAGAAAACCUCAAAUAUAUCAAUGAAGCAAACUCUGAUCCGACAAAGACAUAUCAGCUAGGUGUAAAUCACCUUGCUGAUAUGUCAGCAGAAGACAUGAGGAGGUUAAGGAGCUACAAGAGAAUAUCCGCAAAAAAGGCAACUACUUUCUAUGACAACAAUGUGACCAUUGAUAUUCCACACUCUGUGGAUUGGAGGGUUCGAGGAGCGGUCACGAAAGUGAAAGAUCAGGGGCAGUGCGGGAGCUGUUGGGCAUUUUCCGCCGUCGGAGCUAUUGAGGGAGCUCACAAGAUCAAGACCGGAAGGCUUGUUUCUUUGUCCGAACAAGAGUUGGUCGACUGUGACACAGUCGACCAAGGGUGUUUAGGUGGGUAUAUGGAGAGAGCCUUCGAUUACGUGAUCGAACGUGGUGGCAUUACACACAAGAGGCAAUAA
Molecule: messenger RNA, 498 nt
Organism: Trifolium pratense (red clover)
Lineage: Eukaryota; Viridiplantae; Streptophyta; Magnoliopsida; Fabales; Fabaceae
Product: senescence-specific cysteine protease SAG39-like
Exons: 2
Coding region: 1-498 (165 amino acids)
Cellular component (GO): lysosome
Molecular function (GO): cysteine-type endopeptidase activity
Source: RefSeq, a predicted model, not a curated record